Bombus huntii is the source of this 6694-nucleotide messenger RNA. Its product is annotated as homeobox protein Nkx-2.4-like. The transcript is spliced from 4 exons. Lineage: Eukaryota; Metazoa; Arthropoda; Insecta; Hymenoptera; Apidae. Gene Ontology annotation, cellular component: nucleus. The record is from RefSeq and is a predicted model, not a curated record. The coding region runs from base 2331 to 3782 and encodes 483 amino acids. Gene Ontology annotation, biological process: regulation of transcription by RNA polymerase II; cell differentiation. Gene Ontology annotation, molecular function: DNA-binding transcription factor activity, RNA polymerase II-specific; RNA polymerase II cis-regulatory region sequence-specific DNA binding.
GUCGCUGUUCUCGAUAAGGGUGGUCGGUAAAAUCGUGGUAGGCACCCUGCGAAGAAAAAUUCGACAAAAUGCAUAGCAGAGCGCGGUGAAAUUUUUCCAAGGACAAUGCCAGACGUAGAACGCUAGAAAGGGACAGAACUAGAUAGGUAAUUGGAGAAAGAGGGAUAGAAAGAGAAGCGAGAAAGGUGGGCUGUCCCGAGGCUGGUGGCCAUGAGACGGUAGUAGAUUAGGUAGACGAGGUGGUUCCUGGCUGGGAUGUCAGGGAUCAGAGGCGCGAUAGGCGGACGUAUAACGGAAGAUCUAUAGGUCUGACCAACGGCGUAACGGCGAGCAGCGCGGGACAACCCCGAGCAAGAGUGGAACCGCGCGGAAAGCGAUCCAAUGGAAUCGCAUGGGCGCGUUGAUUGGCGGGGUUCCUCCAAUGACGGGAUGGUUAGGGUGCCGGGUUUGGCUCGGAGGUCGGUUAGAUAGCCCCGCAAACCCCUCUAGAGGAAGGCGAGUGGGAGCCCUUCUCUCACACGCAAAAGGGGACAUCUCAUCACGACUCUUGGUAGCAGGCACUUCUCCGUAGUGGGCACUCCACUCAUCGUGUCGUCGUACGGGUUCUCCGCGAGAGGCUGUGGGGCCCGAGCCCGGACGAACGAACGAACGAACGAACGACCGAACGACCGAACGAACGACCGAACGACCGAACGACCGAACGACCGAACGACCGAACGACCGAACGACCGAACUACGAACGAACGAACGAACGAACAAACGAACGAACGAACAAACGAACGAACGAAAGAACGAACGAACGAACGAAGGAAGAAAGGAAGGAAGGAAGGAAGGAAGGAACGAACGAACGAGCGAACGAGCGAGCGAGCGAGCGAGCGAGCGCGACCGGCCGAGCCGCUGCGCUGGUCGAGUGGGUCUAAGCGGCCGUGAGGACCUCUCCAGGAGUACCCGACAGUCCUCUUCAUUCAUUCAUCCAUCCAUCCAUCCAUCCAUCUAUCCAGCCAGCGAGCCAGCCAAGCCAGCCAGCCAGCCAGCCAGCCAGCCAGCCAGCCAGCUAGCGAACCAGCCAGCAAGCCAUCCAUCCAUAGACGCUCUCUCCUCUCCUACGGAGAGAGAGUGUAUCCUCGACGAAGGUGGAGGCGAACUGUAGAGUGGUACAUCUACCAUCGUCUCUCUAUCGGCAGAGUCCAAGGACUCGAAGACCCCCCGGGUGAUUUCAGUCGGCCGCCGGCCGGCUCUGGCCGGCCACUCUCCUCCUCGACCACGUGUGCGUGUCAUUCUUCCGUUCUCGUCUUUCGUUCCGUAUCGUUUCGCAUCGCAUCGCAUCGCAUCGCGUCGCGUCGCGUCGCGUCGCGUCGUGCCGUGCCGUGCCGUGCCUUCGUCGCUCGUGCCCUCGCUCUACGAAUCGUGUUGUGCCUCUAGGAUCUCCUUCGUCCUGCGAAAGACGUUCGAUCAGGUCGUGUGCGAGCGCGAAAAGAAGCGGACGGUCGGUCGUUGGUGACCUUGGCAAACCUGCGAUCGUUGGUCGACGUUGGUUCGCGCUCGACGAUCGGUGCUACGCAGCGGUGGAUCCACAACUCGCGUAGUUGCACGGCGUGUUCGACCUCGUUCCUGUUUCCGGAUAUCGUCCGACCUGGUGAAUGCGACACGAACAGAGGAAUGCGGCGAAUGACGCGGUGUCGCCGCUGGACGCGUCCAGCCGCAACCAGCCUUCCUCGCGUCGAUACAAUGGACGCGUUCCGCGUAUCACCGCACCGAGUCGGUUGAUCUAUCGAUGAAAAAGAAAUUGCGAAUGUACGUGGUUCGGUUACCUGGACGAUGAGUCGAUCCAACGUCUCGCAGCGAUCGUGCCAAGGAUCGUUAAACAGUGUGCGAUUAUUUAUCGUCGCCCGAUGAAUGGAACCAAGUGCGGCGGUGAAUCGUUCGAAACUGUGCCAAGAGUGACGCGCGGUUCUUCUUCUCUCCUCGUUUAAACAGACGAUAUCUGCACCGAGCAUCUGAAAAGGUACAUCGUCGAUUUUACGUUUCGUCGUUCGACGAAACGCAACGAGUCGAAAGGAAGAAUUUUGUAAGAGAAGCGGUAGAGCGCGCGAAAACAAGAGGAAUCGGAAGAAUCGGAAGAAUCGGAGACAUCUGUAGAAAUCGUAGCGGUGGAAGAAAAAAGUGGCCGAGCGACGCGGUUUAGUCGCUGCGAAGCUUCGGCGAUCGAAAUUGUCGGUUGAACGCGCGCUAGGCGGUUGAAGUGAUGUCGGUAUCCAGCGGCUAGCGCCGGCCUCAGGAUUCCGCGAAGCGCGAGCUUCAAGUACCUCGAGGGCGCGGGCCUCGUCGAGAUGAGCGGUGGCAGCGGCGGGAACAGCGCCGGCAACCAGGGGAACGGCAAUGCCACCAGCUAUCACCAGCAUCAGCAACAACAACAGCAGCAACAACAACAACAGCAACAGCAGCAGCAGCAACAGCAACAAACCCAGCUGGAGCAAGCUAGCUUGCUGACAGAUCUGAACGGUAUCGACCUGGCGAUGAGCCUGUCGCCCAAACAGCAUUCGUCCCACGUACAAGCCGCUGGUGGCGCUCAUACCACUCCGUUCAGCGUCACUGACAUUCUCUCACCCAUCGAUAACGAGUCGUUCAGGAAGCUGGAGCAGGUGAUCGGCGUCGGCGUGGUCACGCAUUCUCAGGUAUCGCCUUACGGAAACGCGUGCGGCGCCCGUGUCGGCGGCAAUACCGGUAGCUCGAGCGCGAGCAGCGGCAGUCCACCGCUUCACGGAGGCUCGACGCCCGGUGGCGGCACACCCGGACCGGUUUCCGGUCCGAACGACGCCGCCGGAGGAGGCAGCGGCGCUGCCGGUGCCGGGUCAGGCAUGACCGCCAUGGGCAAUCCUUACGCGACCAUGCAACUCACCUCGCAGUAUCAGUACUGCGCCGCGGAAUUAUCGUAUCAUCAUGCGGGGCCAGCGGUCGCCGGAGGCGCGACCGCCACCGACCCCAUGAGAUCCCAUCAUCCGUGGUACGCGCCUACACCGUCGGCCACCAACGAUCCCCGCUUUGCCAUUUCGCGGCUGAUGGGCGCCGCGGCGGCGGGCGCCGGGACCAACAUGGCCGGCUGCCCUGUGGGCCAGUCAAUGGGCGACGUGACCAAGUCGUCGGGUAUGGGAGUGGGCGUCGGCGUCGGCGUCGGUGUCGGCAUGGGCGUCGGCGCCAUGCAAUUCCCCCACCUUCCCCAAAGACGAAAGCGUCGCGUUCUGUUCACUCAGCAGCAGGUUCACGAGCUCGAGAGGCGGUUCAAGCAGCAGAAAUACCUGAGCGCGCCCGAACGGGAACACCUAGCCGCCCUAAUUCACCUUACGCCCACUCAGGUGAAAAUAUGGUUUCAAAAUCACCGAUACAAGUGCAAGAGGCAAGCGAAGGAGAAGGCGAUGGCCGAACAGAAUGCUCAAAAUCAGAGCGCUAGUUCGCCGCGACGAGUGGCUGUGCCGGUGCUCGUGAAGGACGGGAAGCCAUGCGGAAGCGGUGGCGGAGGCGGAAACGAGGGCAGCCGCGGUGGACCAAGCGCGGCCUUGGCGAGUCCAGCCCCUCACAUGACCGCGGCGUCGAGCCCUCACGGUUCCCAUCACGCGGCCUCCUCGGUGCCUCAUCACUCGGUGGUCGGUGUGAACCACGUGAUAACGUCCAGCCAGAGUCUUCAGCAUUGCUCGUACCCGAGAACUGGUACCCAGCAGAGCAUGCAGCAGCAACAGCAACCGCAGUGCGGUGCGUACCUGCCAUUCCAAGGACGGGCUUGGUAGUACAUGCCAUCCGCGGCGGGGGCUAAUCCCUCCGUCGCAGGUCCAGCUGCCUGGUAUCCUAUGGAAGACAGCCCCUAGAAAGAGUCCUGUGUCGCGUACUCCGAUCUGUGUGAGUCGUUUCUAGAACAGCUUACCUGGCCUGGAUCAUUGGAAUCGAACGACGAGACUGAUCUAGGGGAGACUGUCUUUCCUUGGUGACGAAUACUCAUCGCAGACACUGGAAAAAGACUCGGUGAAAUUGGUUUAUCGAGACGAAUACGUCUGCUUGUUAGGAGACGCAGACACGUUUACCGAUUUGUCCAACGGACAAAGAUGGACUGGUCGUUCGAGAGACAUGUAAGACGAGAAAAUACUGCGUGAACCGCAGGACGGUUAUAAUUGGAGUCAGUGAUCAACGUGAGUGUCCCUCUCUUGUAUAGGGUCUGAAAUGUGCGAAUCGCUUAAGUAUCGGUUGCACGUCUGGAUCAAUGGAGGCUUUGAAGAAGUUGGAUCUCGAUGGAUCUGAAAAAUUUGGAAAUACGAAUAAGUUUCUUAGAUACAAAGUACUUAUGUCGGUUUUCUCAUUCGUUUUGACAAUUAUUAUAGAGACAACAGUUUUGUUUCCCGUUGAGUUCGAACAUCUGUCUUACGGAAACGGUCCUUCCAAAUUCGAAGAACAUCCAAAUUUCGAGGCGUAUUCGAUUUGAUUCCACGUUGCAAAAGAAAUUUGAUACAGAAACGAGCGUGAAACUUGCGAGAACCUUACUUGUUUAUCGGGAAAUGAAAUCUUGACAACGAGUACCGUUGGAAAACGCGUUAGACUACUUGCUAUUCCAUCAUCUACUUGUUCUCACAGGCUAACCACGUAUAAGACAAAGACUAGGAGUAAUCAGAAUGAUAAUUCGAUGUUGAGGAUGUCGGUGCUAAUCUGAACUUAACUUCGACCUUUUUUGCAGCGAUGAAAUCCCUGCGAAUAAAUAAAAAUCUUAUUCUACGUUCAUCAAUUCAUAUAAAAUAAUAGCUUUAACUUAAAGAGAAUUUCUAUUUUAAACGUCAAUUGAAUUCCAAUUACACGAAGGCUAACAUCCUUAACAAAAUUAUUUUCUAAAUUAAGAAUACCGAGGGUUCCAGAGUCGCUCGAAUGGACGAAACAGAGAAAUGAAUUUUAAUACCAGAAAGUUUGUUAACAAAUUUGCUUUUAUGUACGACCAAAGAGGCAACGUCGGUGGAUGUGCGAGCGAAACGUCGAAGCAGAUUGCAGAAGCGCGGAUAAUCUGGCCAGUACACUCGAAACGCGUCGAUUCCAAUUGCGAGAAACCGUACACCGGUUGUGUGCAUUGCGUGUGUCAUCGGAGACGCACUCUCGCAACACUGUUGCGUUGCAACAACACGUAUCUAUCAUCGAGGAGGAUUCGGAUUUCCGGUGGAUGGGAACUGCUCGAUGUGGACCAGUUACGAACGGUCGAACGUUGGCUUGAAAUUUUCAAUUAUUCCGGUUAUUUUAUUCUAAUGGGCCAGAGAGAAAAUCACUUUGUGCAAAAAUAUAUCCAAAUUAAUUUGUGCAUCUUCUCGUAAACAAGAAAAGAUAAAGUACAUUAUGUGGCAAAUUUUUUGUUACGUGAAGAUUUGAAAUGGACGGAAUAGAAAUUUUCGGCAAAUUUGGACGCGAUUAUAAAUUAACUUCGAACAAUUAUAAUUCGAGGGAAGGAAGCCAGUGAAUCAUAUUAGGAAUCGGUGACUGCUUAACGAGAUACUAUGAAUUUCUGAUAGGUCGAGUAUCUUCCACGACGAAUUAUAGAAUUGAGCCAUUCGAUCGACACUAGGUUCUAGGAUACAUUGGUUACCAAUAAAUCUGGGAACCUAAGAGCAAGGAAUCAUCCAUUUGGAAUACGCGACAAUGAGCCUGAAAGCUGAAAUAAACUUGAAAGCAACAAAUAGAAACAAAAUUGUAUAUACAUUUGUACAAUUUAGCAGGGUUUCUUUCGUAUUUUAUCAAUUACGUAUCUAUCUUGAAUAAUUUAUAAAUGCUCUCUCUCAAAUAAUUUGAUUCAUGAUCAAAAUUAACGAUUCGAAUCACCUAUUGCGCUCGAACGAAUCUAAAAUUUUCACAAACGUGAAAAUCCAAGCUACAGAAACUACAAGUUUUACAGAUUUAUAAAUUUGUUGCCAUCGAGUUUCGAAUAUCCUAAGGAACUUGUCGAAAACCUUACUUCGUCGUACAUCCUAAUUGCAGAACAAGGAACAAUUUAUAGCCAGAAAACGACGACAAAGAAUACUUAUUAUCUGAAUCUAACGACAAGCCACGAACUCGUUCUCUUACAAUCCUUCGCGUAAAUACAUCUAGCCGCGAUUUUCUUUGAAAUGUGAACCACGAUUUCCUGGAUUCUAUGAGCGAAUGACUCAGUGGAACAGAAUCUAUUCGUGGUGAAAAGGAUGAGCGGUAAAAGAUCGACCAAUCGGCUGCCAGUCGGAGGUACAUCCGCGAAUCACGUAGUGAAAUAGUAUUCUUUCAAUUUUCACGAUUCCGAGCGGCAGAGUCGAAAAAGACGGAGGUGAAAGAGCACGAGCAUGACUUACAUUAGAGUCGUAAGAGUCGAAACAGAUUAAUCGACCAAGCGCGUGGUUUGUUCAAUUGAACGACUCGGAUCCAACGUUUCCUUUCUUUCUCUUCGCAUGGAAACGAUGAAACCGUGUCGCGAGCGUGUUUCAGGCGGAUACGUCGAGCUGGAGACACGCGUGUACAUAGUUAGAGAUGUAUAUUACGGCGUAUUUCUCGCAUCCGUCGCGAAAUUGUGACGCGGUUUGCUUGUGCAGAAGAGAGAAUCGAUUUUCCACGGUCGACAACGACGAUGAAGACGAAAACAAAACGUGCCGAAUGUAAAAAGAAGAGCGAGAGCGAGAGAGAGAGAGAGAGAGAGAGAGAGCGCGAGAGA